AUGGCUAAGAAGAAGGAUAAAGAGUCCAAAAAGGCUCGUACUGAAGCCAAGAAUAAGAAGGCACUGGAAAAAGCCGCAGUGAAAGAUAAAAAGAAGGCAAAGAAGUUAUCUCAAGAUGAAGAAGAAGAUGACAUGGACAUUGAAGAAAUGUUAGCUAACUUCAAGCGGGAACAGGAGAACUUUGAGAAGAUUAAUGUCGAAAAUGUGGAUAGGCCCGACCAACGUAUUAAUCCGUGUAUGUUUGUGAACCCAGCCCAUGGUAAGCGUGAAUUAAUGAUGUUUGGCGGGGAAUCUACCACCCAAGAAACAGGUACCACACAUUUCUACAACGAUUUAUUUGUAUACUCAUUAGAUACAGAUACUUGGAAAAGGUAUACAUCUCAGAAUUCUCCAAUGCCAAGAUCAUCAGCGGCAGUAGCAUCUCAUCCAACAGGUGUAGCUUUAAUCCAUGGUGGUGAGUUCUCUUCCCCAAAGCAGAAUACUUUCUAUCAUUAUUCUGAUUCAUGGCUAUUCGACUGCUCUAGCAAAGAAUGGACAAAGGUUGAACAAAAGAAUGGGCCUAGUGCUAGGUCAGGUCAUAGAAUGGCAAUUUGGAAAAAUUUUAUCAUACUUCAUGGUGGGUUCAGGGAUUUAGGUACCUCUACCACGUAUCUGAAUGACUUAUGGGUAUUCGAUAUAACUAAUUAUAAAUGGAAACAAGUCGAGCUUCCCGCUAAUCAUCCUAUUCCAGAUGCAAGAUCUGGCCAUUCACUGAUAUCUACAGCGGAGGGCGCCGUUUUAUACGGUGGUUACACCAAGGUAAAAGCCGGCAAAGGCUUACAAAAAGGUAAGAUUCUAUCAGACUGUUGGUAUCUGAAGAUGAAAUCCGAUCUGGGUUCCAUUAGAUGGGAAAGAAGGAAGAAACAGGGUUCCCAACCAUCUCCAAGAGUUGGCUGUUCUAUGGUUCAUCAUAAGGGAAGAGGUGUUUUGUUUGGAGGUGUCUACGACUUUGAAGAAACAGAAGAAAGUCUAAGAUCAAUCUUUUACAACGAACUAUACACAUAUCAGAUAGAAAAUAACAGAUGGUAUGCAAUGUCCUUGAGACCUCAAAGGAAGAAGAAGAACUUCGUUCAAUCGAAGUCCAACAGGAACAAAGAUAAAGAACUUGAAGAUAUUUUGAAUCAAAUUCUUGAUAAAGCUAACUUGCGUGACGCAGAAGACGACGAUGAAAGCAAGGUCAUUGAAGAACAAUUAAAUCAGCUAGAUCUUAUAGAUUUUGAUGAUGAUGAUGAAAGCGACAAAAAAUCAGCUAAAUCCUAUGAAACUAUGUCAACUUUGCCUCAUGCCAGAUUUAACGCUGCGACUGCUGUUGUGGAUGAUACGUUAUUCAUCUUCGGUGGUACUGUUGAAAUUGGCGAAAAAGACUAUCCAAUCGACUCCUUUUACAGCAUUGAUAUGAACAAACUUGAUGGGGUGAAGGUGUACUGGGAAGAGUUGAAGGAAGUUGAAAGAGCAGAGAAACUUGGAGAGCAAGAUUCUGACGAUGAAUUUGGCGAUGAAGACGACGAUGAUGAAGACGACGGUGAAGAAGAGAUUGUUGACAGUAAACUUGAAGCUGAAGACGAAGAAGAAGAAGAAGAAGAGGAAGAAGUGGAAGAAGAGUACGAAAUUCCGGAUCUUAGACCUUGGUUGCCUCAUCCCAAGGCUUUUGAAACCCUUCGUGCAUUUUACGUUCGCACAGGUCCUACUUUCUUAGAAUUGGCUAUUUCCAGUAAUAGAGACUCAAAAGGUAAGCAUUUGAAGACAAAAUCGUUCGAGUUAUGCCAAGAUCGGUGGUGGGAAAGACGUGAGCAAGUUCGGAUUGAGGAAGAUAAAUUAGAAGAACUUGGAGGGGUCGAAGAUGUUAUUGAAAAGGAUACAUCAAAAACCCAACGCCGAAGGUAA
Messenger RNA from Kluyveromyces lactis, 1923 nucleotides. RefSeq names its product Kel3p (gene KEL3). The coding region runs from base 1 to 1923 and encodes 640 amino acids. The record is from RefSeq and is a predicted model, not a curated record. NCBI's taxonomy places the organism in Eukaryota, Fungi, Ascomycota, Saccharomycetes, Saccharomycetales, Saccharomycetaceae. Gene Ontology annotation, molecular function: protein binding. The transcript has a single exon.